GUGAUCAGGGACUAUCUAUCAAUUCUUAACUUUUGUCACGGGACUCGGACUUUAUCCCUCUGUGGAAGAUUCAAUUUGUAAGCUUAUACUGGUUGAUUCUCAAGAUAAUAAGUCUAAUAAUUUACCAAUAAGACAUGUGAAGUCAGACAAAUACAGUAGGCUUUUUUCCCUUUCUGAAUAGCACCAUACAGUCUUAGACACUCCCUCGGUGUGGCGCAUUGCAAGACUUGACUCGCAGCUUCUAGUUAGGACUCUAUCGACGCAUAAGAAAUCUCUGUACAUGGGGUUAAAGACGAAGCAUGGAUCCAAUUCAAGAAAAACCGAGCAAGGAGGUCGACAUUUAUCGUGACACAUGGGUCCGCUUCUUAGGUAUGCCAUAAAAAUGUGUUGUUUUUGGAUGUCUUGAACCAGGGGGAUGUCCCCGUCUCAUCCCUCUCACGCUAAGAACAAGCGUAAACUAGUACAAGAUAUAGCUAGCUCGAGCUGGGUUGCUAGCUCGUGAGCUAGCCAGUUUUUGGUCUGAAUUUGAUCUACUUAUAAAUAGAUGCUCUAUACUUGAUAUUGUUUUGUAAUGGUUGCGUUCGACCAAUUCAAAGCUCAGCAACACGAUCAAAUACUAAUGUAGUCAAAUAGCUACCAAUCUAGUAGCUUCCUUCAAACAGCUAGCUAGUUAGGUUAGUGGGUUGGGUAAAUUGCAUGGUACUUCCUAGUAGUGAUUUAGGAUUGACAAAUAAGUAAACGCUCAUCACAUAUUUAAGCACCAGUUCCAUUGAAAUGCUACAAUGUCUGGAAUCUCAGUGUAGUAGGCCUAAUAGCUACAUUAAUAUAGCUGUCCCUGCAUUGCAAUACCAUUGAUCCAUACUGACCUUAGAGUCAAAAGUGUACAGAGGAUAUCUGUUCCUCCUUCACAUAAGGCAAUCAGGUUGAUUUCAAACUAAAUGGGCCUACUACAUUUUAUUUUAUUUUUUUUACAUUUUAGUCAUUUAGCAUACGCUCUUAUCCAGAGCGACUUACAGUUAGUGAGUGCAUACAUUUUUCAUACUGGCCCCCCGUGGGAAUUGAACCCACAACCCCGGCGUUGCAAGCGCCAUACUCUACCAACUGAGCUACAGGAGGGAUCAAUAACACUAGCCACUGUGCAAUGCAUUUACAUUUUCUGCUGGGUUCUUAUUGGCUGGGGGUGACAUUGAAAUGUGCUAUGUUACUCAAAUAACCCCAGGGCCAGCUGCAGAUCGGUGCUGUUAUUUUAUUUGACCUUUAUUUAACUAGGCAAGUCAGUUAGAACAAAUUCUUAUUUACAAUGAGGGCCUACACCGGCCAAACUUGGACGACGCUGAGCCAAUUGUGUGCCGCCCUAUGGGACUCCCAAUCACAGCCGGUUGUGAUACAGCCUGGAAUCGAACCAGGGGGUCUGUAGUGACGCCUCAAGCCCUGAGAUGCAGUGCCUUAGACUGCUGCGCCACUCGGGAGUUAUGGCCUGCAUGCACAGCUCUCUGUCUAUCUCCUCUACCACUGACUCUCACUCCUCUCUCAGACCGGCUCUCUCUCUCUCGUAAACAUUUAGCAUGAAGCAUCUUUAUAGCAUUAUAAUCAACACCAAUCAAUUAUCGAUCAGUGUAUUGUAAAGCACAUUCAGUAGCCUACGUAGUUAGAAAUGACAUAAAUGACAGUGUUACAGAAUCUGUUCAGAAUGUGCUGUUGUUCUGCCAUAUGAGUAGCAUAACCUUUCCCAGAAACAGAUUCACUGAAGUAGCAGAAUUGGACUGUGCAUUUAAUCGUUUUUGUUUAGUGCUGCCAGUGUGUUAGUAGAAGUACAAGCAGGGCUCUAAAUUAACUUUUUCUUUGGUAGCCUGGUCCCAGAUCUGUUUGUGCUUUUUGAAACCUCUUACACUAUCAUUCUAACUCCUUUUGAUACCAAACAUGACAUUGGCAUGAUAAUGAGUGGCAAGGACUAGAAUGUUAGAAAAAACAGACUGGGGUACCCAGGCUAUAGCACUGGUGUUCCUAACUUAUAGCACUGGUGCUGCCAACUUAUAGCACUGGCGCUCCCCGCAACAAACAGUAUAGGAGCACCGGAAAAGGAGAUUAGGCCUAUCCUACCUUUGAAACACAUCUCCUGGAGUAGCUAUCCAGCACCUUUCCUUUCUUCCAAUAUCAUCUUAAACCAUAGCCUACUGGUCGUUGGUCACGUUACCAGGUUGUAAGCCAGCUAAGUAACCUGACUGGACGAGGUACCAGGUAAAAAAAUACACUACAUGACCAAAAGUAUGUGGACACCUGCUCAUCGAACAUCUCAUUCCAAAAUCAUGGGCAUUAAUACGGAGAUGGUCCCCCCCCCCCCCCUUUGCUGCUAUAACAGCCUCCACUCUUCUAGGAAGGCUUUCCAAUGGCAGCGAGCUUUACACCACUCCAGCCGACACUUGGCAUUGCGCAUGGUGAUGUUAGGCUUGUGUGUGGCUGCUCGGCAAUGGAAACCCAUUUCAUGAAGCUCCCGACUAACAGUUCUUGUGCUGACGUUGCUUCCAGAGGCAGUUUGGAACUAGGUAGUGAGUGUUGCAACCGAGAACAGACAAGUUUUAUGCGCUAUGCUCUUCAGCCCUCUGCGGUCCUGUUCUGUGAGCUUGGGUGGCCUACCACUUUGCGGCUGAGCCAUUGUUGCUCCUAGACGUUUACAUUUCACAAUAACAGCACUUACAGUUGACCGGGGCAGCUCUAGUAGGGCAGAAAUCUGAUGAACUGACUUGUUGGAAAGGUGGCAUCCUAUGACAGUGUCACGUUGAAUGUCACUGAGCUCUUCAGUAAGGCCAUUCUACUGCCAAUGUUUGUCUAUGGAUAUUGCAUGGCUGUGUGCUCGAUUUUAUACACCUGUCAGCUAUGGGUGUGGCUGAAAUAGCCGAAUACACUCAUUUGAAGGGGUGUGCACAUACUUUUGUAUGUAGUGUAUCGCUCAUAUAACCUUGUGUGGUGUGUAAAGGCCUACAGACCUGACGUUAGCAUAAUGUUUGCCCACAGGGUGGCAGUACAGGUUCAGCAGCAGCCAACACAGCAGGAGGAGCUGUGUAAGCGUUCUAAUGACAGACCAAGGGCAUUAUUAGUCAUUCCAACCCUGUUGGAGCGGACCGUGCAUAUUGCUCCAAAGGUCACCGCCCAUUCUAUGGACCGAAAUGUGUCAGGGGGGUUAUUGCUACUAACCACAGCCCCAAACAAAAGUGAAUAUUAAUGUACCCCCCCCUUUACAUGGCAGAGGUCCAAGAGGGACAUUUGAAUUAUUAUUCUAAUACAUUUUGUUUUACCUCAGGCCCCCAGCUCUGAUCCGGUGGGGGUUGGUCAUGAUUUGUUUAGAGGCCUCUCACAACAGACGAGGCAGUUAAAGCCUUAAUUGCGCUCAUAUCUUACCCUGGCAUGUCGUCUUGUGCCCACAGGCUAUGCCAACGAGGUGGGAGAGGCCUUCCGUGCCCUGGUGCCAGUGAGUGCUGUAUGGGCCACAUAUGCAGUUGCCACCGUGUAUGUUUCCGCUGAUGCUGUGGACAAGGGGAAGAAGGCUGCCGUGGUAAGGAAGGAGGACAUUUUGUAAAAGCAAAGCUCUAUGUUCUCAUUCUUAUCCUAUGUCUUCAUUUGAAUUGAUAUGAGCUACCAUUCUUUUAAGGGGUCGUGGAAUUAUUGCCCUGUGAAGCAUUUAUAUUAUGAACUUCCAAAAAUGUAGUUAACACUCUCUGAAUACUGCCAAAUGACAUUAUUUUUCAACACAUGCAAAGUAAAUGGAACUUUUCCAGAAAAUCCAAAGAGAAUGUUUCAUAGAACACAACUCAACUCCCACACUGAAACAAAGUGGUCUGAAGCACAGAAUGUCACACUCUGUGUCUAUCCCUGUGCUGUAGGAGCAUGGUGACAACCCAGGGAAGACAACCAAAGUGGCUGUAGCGGUGGUGGACACGUUUGUAUGGCAGGCCCUGGCCUCGGUCGCUAUCCCAGGCUUCACCAUCAACCGUGUGUGUGCUGCCUCUCUCUACCUCCUGGGCAAAACAACACGCCUGCCCCUCUCCGUACGCAAGUGGACCACCACGGCCAUUGGCCUCUCCACCAUCCCCUUCAUCAUCCACCCCAUCGACAGGUGUGUGGGUGGGCGGUUAGAUAGUGAAGGAAAUGUUUCCGUGUGUGUGCCCGUUAUGUGUCUGGGAGACAGUGAAGGAGUGUGUGUUCGAGAGACAGAGAGCGAGCAUGAUAAACGUGUGUGUGUGUGUGUGUGAGAAAGAAAGAAGAUAGAGCGAGAGAAACCCUGAAUGUGAGCGGGAGGAAGAAAUAAGAGUAGCGUGUGUACUUUGGCACGUUUGCACAUCAAUGUUUAUGGUCCCAAGUGUGCCAAGGUAUUAGCCUGCAGUUAACCGUCUCAGCCUGCCUGUGUUUCUGUUCACCAGCCCACUGAGAGGAAAAAUCCACACAUUACCUUAGCAAACAGCAUUACAUUUUUUAAAUGUAUGGAUCAUUUUAAGUGUCAAAUUAGGAGUUGCACACCAUAAUGACCUUUAUUUUCGCUUUCUGUAGUGUUAAAUGUGUAGCCACCAUUCUUAUUUAUCUGAAUCCAUGUGGUGUCGUUGAAGAGAGGUGUAUUCAGGGUGCUGUUUGUAGGGAGGGAUGGGGGAUUCCCCCUCUCUGCUUCUGCCAUCCCCAGCUCUGAACGGUUGGUUAUAUUCCGUCCCCGGUUGGGAUGGAGUUCCCCACCUCUGGUAUGCAUUACAUUUAUUUACAGAUUAUAAAUAACGGAUCAUUGGCUUCUGAAGACUGUUAUGUUUGAUCACAUAAAUGGUUUGAUUAGUCGGGAAGGCCGCAAUUUGGGCAGCACGUGGCUUUUCUCAAACGGCUGAUUGUUGAGUUGCACGGUUGUCAGUGAACAGCAGUUUAAAUAGGCCAACAUGCGAUUUCUGAAAAUAUGGGAUAUUUCAACUCACAAUAUUGACUCCACCGUUUACAACCUGAGUAUCUUACAUGGCUGUGCGAUUUGCGGUGAGUGCAUAGCACAUUCAUAUCUAUAGGCCUAUAUGUACUUGAUGACGCCUGUAGGGAGCCAGGACAGUUUCUUAAACCUUAAAGCCCUUCUCCUUCUUUGUGUUCCACAGGGGAGUGGACUUCCUGCUGGACUCCAGCCUGCGUAAGGUCUACGGUCAAUCUGCAGGAGAGAGGCACGACUAAUAAUCACCACGACCACCCUGCAGCCUGGUCCUAGUGUCCCUGGACAGGUUAGCUCCACCAGGAAGUUUACCCUCCCACCCUCUGACCCAGACAGGACUUCCUCCCAAGCCAUCUGAAACCUCUGCUGAUCCCACUACUGUAACAUCACUGUGAAGCACAAAGCCAAUACAGCAGGGUUCCUCUACUCCAGACCUCCAGGGCCACUGUACUGUCUGCCACUUGUCUAUGCCCCUCUGUCUAUUCUCAUCUUUUCAUUUUAAACUCCAAGUUAGGGGGAUCUAUGACCCUUUGGCCAGUCAAUGACUUUGUAUAAGGGGGAAAAGGGAUCCAACAGACAGUGUUGCCCUCCAGGACUGGAAUUGAAUACCCCUGCCUGCAGAGCCCACCUAUUCAUUUUCAGACCUCCACUUGGUGCAUAUCCAGGUAACUCUUGAUGUUAGCCAUAUUUGGGAAUAUUUGGGUCAAUGUCCUUAGACCUGGCAUUAAGACCCUAUUUUCAUUACAUGUAAACAUCUGCCUUUGUUUUUGUUUGUUGUUUAUUUCUGCCUCAAAAAGAAGGUCUUAUGUACGGUUGUCUGUCACUUUGAAUAGAUAUUUACAGAGUAUAUUGUGAUGCACUUGUCAAUGUUCAGUCUUUAGAUUAACCUUAGCUCUUUUUUGCCCCUUGUCAUUCAUUACCGAGGUGAACAGAAUAGAUCUAACAAUUCUGGAAAUGUUGGUUAGCACUAAAGAUUCAGUUACUUUGGUAGCAUCUAAGGUAUAGAAAGCACUGUAAUUAUUGUGUAACAUGCCCUAUGCAGAAAGCAUAUGAAGGGAAUAUGCAUAAAAUACUGUAAUUAUUGCCAAAGAUUUAGGCUACUCUAGAAGAGGAACCCAUCAGUAGACAAAGCUGUGCUGCACUAUGCAAGCAAUCCAAGUGAUCUUAUACAAAAAUGGGAAUUGCUAUUGGAAUAUAUAAAUCAGGGUGCUCCAACCCUGUUCCUGGAGAGCU
Molecule: messenger RNA, 6178 nt
Organism: Coregonus sp. 'balchen'
Lineage: Eukaryota; Metazoa; Chordata; Actinopteri; Salmoniformes; Salmonidae
Source: the annotation of a GenBank genome assembly